AUGAAAAAAUUCAGCAAAAGUUCAACAGAACGUAGUCGCGAGUUUCGUGCACGUAAAAAACAAUUAUUGAACAAUCAAAAUAGAUGUUCAGAUAUAAGUGUCAAUGUGACUGAUGUAAUAAAUGACCACUCUCAGCAACAAAAUAGUGUUCCAACGGGAUAUAAUUUAGUAAAUAAUGAUUAUAACCCUCCAGUAGAUGUACAGCCAGAAAUUCCAUACUCACGGUUUCGUCGAAAUAAGUUUGCUCAUAAAGAAUUUAACGACAAGUUUUUAAACAAUAUGUUUGGUCAUAAGUGCUCCGUUUGUGAUCGAUUGUGGUUUAAGUUAGAUUUAAAAUCACCACGUGCUGAAGAUGAACAAUUAUUAAGGGUAAUAGUUGAAAAUUACAAUACAGUUGAAGAUAUUUUACUGUGCAACACGUGUUACCAAGCAAUUGGGAGGAAAGUGAUUCCUAUAAUGUCUACUUAUAACGGUUUUAAAUAUGAAAAAAUACCUGAGGUUUUACCACCGCUUGACUUAAUUUCGGAAAGACUUGUCUCACCACGAGUUCCAUUUAUGCAAAUUCGACGGUUACGACAUGUUCAUGGGAAAUAUGGAAUUUAUGGACAAAUCAUUAAUGUACCAGUCGAGGUAAACAAUAUGGUAAAACUCUUACCCCGUAAUGUCGAUGAUGAUUACUGUAUUAACGUACACAUUAAAAGAAAAAUAAUACAUAGAUCAAGCUAUUUAAUGGGACUAGUUAAUAAAAGGACAAUUCGUGCAUGGCUUCAGUAUUUGCUUCAAACUCCACUUUAUUUAUUUUACGAUAUUAAAAUUGAUGAAAGCUUCUUCAACAAUAAUAGUAAUAAUGAAAUCGAUCUAGAAGAAAUGAGUGAAGAUAUACCGGUCGAAGAGAGUCUAACAGCACAACAGAAAACUCUACUUUGGAAUGAAGAUAUGUAUUUACGGAUCGCUCCUGGAGAAUAUAAUAUUCCCAAAAGUAUAAUUUUUGAUGAACAUGCCGAAGAACUUUCUUUCCCAUCGAUUUAUUUGGGUCAUUUCCGAAAAUUCAGAGAGGGAGUAAAUGCAACACCGUUCGCAAUAGCAACUAGCGAAUUACGAAGAUCAGAUCGGCGUGGAGUUACUCCACAUCAUUUAUUAUAUCUAGCAAUGAAAAUUAUGAGGUUAAGAGUUCGUGACUCGCUUACGAUUGCAUUUAAACAUGUGGGAAAAAAUACUAAUAUUACACGGCAGCAAGUUGAGUCAGCUGACUACAUUAAUAAUUGUAUCGAAAGUAAUUUAGCUUUUCUGCGCUCAAUACCAAAUUCAGUAUGGUAUUGGAGCGAUCGAAAAAGAGAUCUUUUUGCGAUGAUUCGGCAACUAGGAAAACCUACGAUGUUUCUUACUUUGAGUGCCAAUGAAAUCGGAUGGACCAAUUUAAUACAAUUAUUGUACAAAUUAAAAAAUAACGGUACUGAAAUUUCAGCUGAACAAGCUGCGUCACUGGAUUACAUAUCUAAGACUACACUAGUGAAUGAAGAUGCUGUGACCUGUGCUAUCUAUUUUAAUAAAAUAGUCAAUAUAUUGAUAACUAUUCUCCAAUCAAAGAAGAACAGCCCAUUUGGAAAUUAUUAUGUUGUCGACUAUUUUAAACGAAUUGAAUUUCAGCAUCGUGGUAGUCCUCAUGCACAUAUUUUAUUGUGGCUGAAUGACGCUCCAUCAAAUCCUCUUGGUACAAACUAUCAAGAUACUGUAAUGAUGAUUGAUCAAUUGAUAUCAAUUUCUUCAUCAGAAGCUUCUGGACAUAUUCGCUUGCAAAGUCACAAACAUACCUUUACCUGUUAUAAAAAAGUACAUGCCAAUCAACCUCAGAAAUGCCGAUUUGAUGCUCCAUUUAUGCCAUGUAAAUCCACUACAAUAUUAAAACCAAUGCAGAAAGAUCAUCCAGGAUAUGCUGAUUACGCUAAGCGGUAUAAACAAAUACAAAUUAAUCUUGAGAACAAUGAUUACGAGAAUAUUGAAAUGUUUUUAUGCACAAAAUCAUAUAACUUCUGA
Cotesia glomerata is the source of this 2034-nucleotide messenger RNA. RefSeq lists its product as uncharacterized. Lineage: Eukaryota; Metazoa; Arthropoda; Insecta; Hymenoptera; Braconidae. The transcript is spliced from 3 exons. Bases 1 to 2034 code for a protein of 677 amino acids. The record is from RefSeq and is a predicted model, not a curated record.